This is a messenger RNA of Olea europaea var. sylvestris, 1532 nucleotides long. Its product is annotated as putative 12-oxophytodienoate reductase 11. The transcript is spliced from 6 exons. The record is from RefSeq and is a predicted model, not a curated record. Gene Ontology annotation, molecular function: oxidoreductase activity; FMN binding. Lineage: Eukaryota; Viridiplantae; Streptophyta; Magnoliopsida; Lamiales; Oleaceae. The coding region runs from base 94 to 1260 and encodes 388 amino acids.
CAGCAGAUGUUGACGCCCCACCAGAAGACAAGUACGCUUUCGACUUCUCUCUGGUGACUUUCAGAUUUAGCCUUUCAGAUUGCCGGAUAGUUGAUGUGCAACUUGGCGUCAGAAUUUUGUUCAAGCAUGAAAGGGAUGGGAACUGGAAGUUAUAGUAACCCCUCCGAUACAAUUCCACUCCUCACUCCUUACAAAAUGGGAGAGUUUGAUCUCUCUCACAGAGCAGUUUUAGCACCAUUAACUAGAAACAGAUCUUACAAUAAUAUUCCACAGCCACACGUGGCAUUGUAUUAUUCACAGAGAACAACCAAAGGUGCUCUCCUUAUUACUGAAGCUACUGGAGUAUCAGAUACUGCACAAGGUGGAUUCCGAAAUGCACCUGGAGUUUGGACAAAGGAGCAAGUGGAAGCAUGGAAGCCAAUUGUGGAUGCAGUUCAUCAGAAGGGUGGAAUAUUCUUUAUGCAAAUAUGGCAUGUCGGCCGUGUGUCUAAUCAUAGUUUUCAGCCGAAUGACCAAGCUCCAAUAUCAUCAACAGACAAGGGAAUUACCCCUGGCCACGAAGGAGGAGAGUGGUCUCCCCCUAGACGACUGAAGACAGAUGAAAUCCCUGGUGUAGUCAAUGAUUUUAGGUUGGCUGCUCGUAACGCUAUUGAAGCAGGAUUUGAUGGUGUUGAGAUUCAUGGUGCAAAUGGUUACUUAAUUGAGCAGUUUAUGAAAGAUGAAGUAAAUGAUAGAACAGAUGAGUAUGGUGGGAGCUUGGAAAACCGGUGUCGGUUUGCACUUGAAGUAGUAGAGGCAGUGGUUAACGAGAUUGGAGCUAACAGAGUCGGGCUAAGACUGUCUCCGUAUUCUGAUUUCAUGGAGGCGAGCGACUCAAAUCCUAAUGCUUUAGCAACUUACAUGGCUAAUGCACUUAAUAAGUUCAACAUUCUCUAUCUCCACGCUAUUGAACCAAGGGUGAGAGGUGCAAGUGUGAUUCCAGGGACCGAGGAUGAAAGCCCCCAUAGACUCCUUUCUAUGAGGAAUGCUUUCAAGAAUACUUUUAUUGCUGCUGGUGGCUAUAACAGAAAUAAUGGCAGCAAAGCUAUUGCAGAAAAUUACGCGGAUUUGAUUGCCUAUGGACGCCACUUCUUGGCUAAUCCUGAUUUACCAAGGCGAUUUGAGUUGGAUGCCCCUCUUAAUAAGUACGACAGGAGCACUUUCUACAUCUCGGAUCCCAUUAUUGGUUACACAGAUUAUCCUUUCCUUGAAGAAGCUUAGGGCAUGGUUAACAGAUAUGAUCCUUUUCCGUCUAGCAAUUUAUUGUUUGCUCUGGAUAUUUGGACGGUCUCUCCUUAUUUAUUUUUCUUGCAUUACUGUUUUUAUUAAAUAAUAAGAGCAAUUAUGGAGGGGGGAAAUCACUAUUUGCCUAUUCUUAAAGGGGUACUCUUUGCCCGACAGGUGAUAAAUAGUCCAUGUAAGAACUCUCAACUGUCAAAUUUUGUGACCAUUUGUAUUGUGUGUGGAAUAUUGCAUUCCGUAUUGUUUAUGAA